AAACUAUACUUUUCUUUCUUUUUCUUCUUUCUCUCCACUUUCUUUGGGUCUCUCAACUAAUUUACUUAGGGAUAUCUCCGGUAAUGGAUCUCAGGCGGAGACAGAGGUUCUUGUUGGCGAUUUUACUGUCGGCGGCGUUGCUGAUUGAGCUGCAGUUAUCGACGGCGGCGACGGCUCCGGAGAAUUUGGUAUUUCAAGUUCGAAGCAAGUUCGCCGGAAAAAGAGAAAAAGAUCUUGGAGCUCUCAGAGCUCACGACGUUCACCGUCACUCAAGACUCCUCUCCGCCAUCGAUCUUCCUCUCGGCGGCGAUAGCCAGCCUGAGUCUAUUGGUUUAUACUUCGCUAAAAUUGGACUCGGAACUCCAUCAAGAGACUUUCAUGUCCAAGUUGAUACAGGAAGUGAUAUCUUGUGGGUGAAUUGUGCUGGUUGCAUUAGAUGUCCUAGGAAGAGUGAUCUGGUAGAGCUGACACCUUAUGAUGCCGAUGCUUCGUCCACUGCAAAAUCUGUUUCGUGCAGUGACAACUUUUGCUCUUACGUUAACCAAAGAUCUGAGUGUCACUCAGGUUCUACAUGUCAAUAUGUUAUUCUGUAUGGAGAUGGGAGCUCAACUAAUGGAUACUUGGUGCGAGAUGUUGUACAUUUGGAUUUAGUUACUGGAAAUCGUCAAACCGGUUCCACUAACGGAACUAUUAUCUUCGGAUGUGGGUCUAAACAGUCUGGUCAGCUCGGAGAAUCCCAAGCUGCGGUUGAUGGGAUAAUGGGAUUUGGACAAUCGAAUUCAUCGUUUAUAUCGCAGCUAGCUUCACAAGGAAAGGUCAAAAGGUCUUUUGCACAUUGUUUGGAUAAUAACAAUGGAGGCGGUAUAUUCGCCAUUGGAGAGGUCGUGUCACCGAAAGUAAAGACUACUCCUAUGCUCUCUAAAUCAGCUCACUAUAGUGUCAACCUUAAUGCAAUUGAAGUUGGUAAUUCAGUUCUAAAACUUUCUUCGGAUGCGUUUGAUUCGGGAGAUGACAAAGGAGUUAUUAUUGAUAGUGGUACAACUCUGGUGUAUCUUCCUGAUGCUGUUUAUAACCCGUUAAUGAAUCAGAUUUUGGCUUCACAUCAGGAGCUUAAUUUGCAUACAGUUCAAGAUUCGUUUACUUGUUUCCAUUAUAUAGACAAAUUAGAUCGGUUCCCAACUGUCACUUUUCAGUUCGACAAGUCUGUUUCAUUGGCGGUUUAUCCUCGGGAAUAUCUAUUCCAAGUUCGAGAAGACACAUGGUGUUUUGGCUGGCAAAACGGUGGAUUGCAGACUAAAGGAGGAGCAUCAUUAACAAUUCUUGGAGACAUGGCCCUCUCUAACAAGUUAGUUGUCUACGAUAUCGAAAACCAAGUCAUUGGAUGGACCAAUCACAACUGCUCAGGAGGAAUACAAGUCAAGGAUGAAGAAACUGGAGCAAUCUACACUGUUGGUGCACACAACCUCUCAUGGUCGUCUUCUUUAGCUAUUACAAAACUUCUUACACUUGUUUCUUUCUUAAUUCCUUUCUUCUGUAACAUUGCUUUAUAGUUCAGAUAAAACCCUUUUGGGACAAAGUUUAUUCCUACUGUUGUUACCAUUAAAGGAUCUGAUUCCCA
Arabidopsis arenosa is the source of this 1618-nucleotide messenger RNA. NCBI's taxonomy places the organism in Eukaryota, Viridiplantae, Streptophyta, Magnoliopsida, Brassicales, Brassicaceae. The record is from the annotation of a GenBank genome assembly.